Messenger RNA from Mobula hypostoma (lesser devil ray), 3046 nucleotides. RefSeq names its product histone PARylation factor 1. NCBI's taxonomy places the organism in Eukaryota, Metazoa, Chordata, Chondrichthyes, Myliobatiformes, Myliobatidae. Gene Ontology annotation, cellular component: nucleus. Gene Ontology annotation, biological process: DNA damage response; regulation of protein ADP-ribosylation. The coding region runs from base 1729 to 2790 and encodes 353 amino acids. The transcript is spliced from 8 exons. Gene Ontology annotation, molecular function: poly-ADP-D-ribose binding; histone binding. The record is from RefSeq and is a predicted model, not a curated record.
GGAAUCGGGGUUACAUUGUAGCCAGAAUUGAGAUUGUUUAUUGCUACAGUGUGUCCCGGGACAUACUGGUUGCAGCGCCUGGGUAGGGCCUUGUCUGGCCCGUUCCGGGUUCUCCGUUCUCCGAGCGAGGUGGUUGAUAAAUACAAUGCAUUGUGCACAGGCUUAGGGCAAAUUGCGUGAAAAAAAAACCAACCGUUAAUUAUUAACAGUUGUUCUGUUUAACAUCAUUGCUGGCCAUCCGUCUAUUUUGGAAAUCUACAGUAAAAACUGGAAAUAUUCAGCACGUCAGGAAGAUCAAAAGUGAAGUUUGCAUCAAGGCUUAAAGUAGUUUAUUAUCAUAUACACCAGGGUACAAUGAAUUUCUUUGCUUGCCUGAAACUCACGGUGUAAACAGUGUGCGUGGUGAUGAUAAAUACAACAGAGUGCAAAACAUAGUGAAAAAAGUGCUGGAGGGACAGUAACGGAAGAGGUAGAAUUUGGGGUCUGUGAACAUGGCUGCACCAAGGGAAGGGGAUGGGAGAAGGAACUGGUUCAGGAUUCUGACCGAAGCCGGUUCUUUAAGUCUGGACGUCCAGGCUUUCGGGCUGAUGGCAAUGACGGGGGAAAGGGAAUGGCCAGCGUGGCAGGCAUCCUUGUCAGUCGGUAAAGCACAGAACAGUACAGCUCUGGACGGGCCAUUUGAGCCAUGAUGUUGUGCUAUUGUUGAUGUCAGUUUGUACUAAAUGAUUCCUUAUGUGUCAUAAGACAACUAAAUGCCCUCCUGUGUAACCUAAGACAUGGGAGCAGAAGUGGGACAUUCACCCUGUUGAGUUUAAGUUUAAGGAUUUUAGUUUGAGGAUAAAGGGGAAGCCUUUUAGGACCGAGAUGAGGAAAAACUUCUUCACACAGACAGUGGUGAAUCUGUGGAAUUCUCUGCCACAGGAAACAGUUGGCUAUAUUUAAGAGGGAGUUAGAUAUGGCCCUUGUGGCUAAAGGGAUCAGGGGGUAUGGAGGGAAGGCUGGUACAGGGUUCUGAGUUGGAUGAUCAGCCAUGAUCAUACUGAAUGGCGGUGCAGGCUCGAAGGGUCGAAUUUCUAUGUUUCUAUGAACCUGCUCUGCCACUUGAUCAUAGCUGAUUUAUUAUUCCUCUCAACCCCAAUCACCUGCCUUCUCCCCAAAAACCCUCCGAUGCCCUGCCUAAUCAAGAACCUAUCCCUCAUCCAGAUCCCUCCAAUCCCUUCCUGUUCAAAUGUCUAUUUAAAAAUCACCAACUGCCUGCUUUCUGCCCCUGGUUAUCCUGUCAGUCACCUUCAGCUUUCCUGAAGUAAAGCACUGUGGCAAUGGACUGGAAGGAAGUGAGAAGCCUCUGCUGGACAGGGUUUCCAUCACAUGACUUGGGGGUUGGGAGGGAAGAGGAUGGAUUGGGAUUUAUGGGAUGUCUCUGAGGGUCAGCAUGGAUUCACUGGGCCUCUUCCUGUCAUGUUCUCUGAAACCUAACUCUACCUCAGGGUUGUGUUUGAUAAUGAAGUUUACUUUGAACUCUCCAUUAUUCCGUUACUGUCACCUCAGUAUCUUCACACUACGAUUUUUGCACCACAGUUGUUUUACGCUUGCCACUGUAUUUAUUGUUAAUUAUUUGGAGAUACAGUGGAAUGGCCCUUCCAGCCCAACACUGCCCAGCAACCCACUUAUCUAACCCCAGCCAAAUCACAGGACAGUUGACAAUGACCAAUUAACCUUCUAACCUGCAUGUCUUUGGACUGUGGGCGGAAACCGGAGCACCCGGACAAAACCCACAUGCCCGGAGGAAAGCACUGUACGAAGAAUCCGGUGGAUGGCGGGAAGAAGAACAGAGGAGAGAACUCUGACGUCCUUGAAGAAGUGCGGCAGGAGCUUCAGAGUCUUUACAAGCUGCCGAUGCCCGAGGAUUUCUACCACUUCUGGCAGUUCUGCGAGGAGCUGAAUCCAGGGAAUCCGUGUGAGGCACUGUCUUCAAGUCUUGGACUGCAGCUUGUUGGGCCUUACGAUAUUCUGGCAGGAAAGCACAAAGUUACAACUAACCCAGAGCCGAAUUACUUGUUGCAUUGGAGGUAUUUCUACGACCCGCCGGAAUUUCAGACUGUCAUCGCUGGAGACACUGGAAGACAGUAUCACCUUGGUUACUUCAGGGACACUCCAGAUGAGCUACCAGUGUUCGUGGCUGCCAGCGAAGCUAAGAAAGGCUGCUCGUUGGUCCAGAUGGGAGACAAUCUGUUCUGCUCCGUUAACCUACUUUUAAGUAGAAGACUAAAGGAAUUAAGUAAUAAACGGCAGAGCAGUGUGCUGAAAGAGCUUGAGACCAAAUUAACAGCGGUAGCGAAGAAAUUAAAUUAUUCACUAGACCAAAGAACGCAAGGAAUGAAAGCGAGGGACAGGAAGGUUGUUACUAAGACAUUCCAUGGUGCAGGUUUGGUGGUCCCGAUAGACAAAACUGGCGUGGGUUACAGAGAGCUUCCUGAGACUGAUGGAAGACUGAAAAAGAUCUGCAAGGCAAUCGUAGAAGCUCCAUCUGAUGAAGCAAGGGUCAAAGCUUUUGCCCCGAUCCAAGAGAUAAUAACAUACGUUCAGUUUGCAAAUGAUGAAUGUGACUACGGAAUGGGAUACGAACUCGGGAUCGACCUCUUCUGUUACGGAUCACAUUAUUUUCACAAAGUGGUGCGGCAGUUGUUACCGCUAGCCUACAAGCUCUUGAAGAAUCACCUGUUUGCUGAAAUAAUCGAAGUUCAUUUAGCCGACAGAAAAUGGGAUGAUUUAGACCAACUGAAAGGCUGAAGCUGCCGAGGGCGUUUGGCAACUCAGCACUCCAUCUACACAUUUACUGUAUAAGCUACUAGAAUUUUCAAUUUGAAUUGUAUUAUUUUGCUUUUUUUAAAAACAAUAAAAAUUCUUUGGUGUAUCAGUACUGGCUGUUAAAAAAGGAUGUUGUGGAUGUAUGGAAAUGGGUUUAUUAUCACUGGUGUCCUGGAAUUUUUGUGAAAAAUAUAAAAUUUAAAAUAUUAAAAAUAUGUAGUAUAAAAAGAGCUAAAUA